Messenger RNA from Porites lobata, 24793 nucleotides. The record is from the annotation of a GenBank genome assembly. NCBI's taxonomy places the organism in Eukaryota, Metazoa, Cnidaria, Anthozoa, Scleractinia, Poritidae.
UGGGCAUACUCCAUUAAAGCUGGCAGCAGAGAAAAAGGAAAUCAACAGACAGUAAAAUGGCUUAUUGAGAAAGAAGCUGACAUAACCAAAGCUGACUCAGUAAGUUUAAGGUUUUUAGCUCUUCAAAAUGUUUUUUUAAGCCAAUACUUUUUAUUAAAUGUCAUGAUUAGUCCUUAGGUCUAUUACUAUCCAGGAAUGAUAAUAUUCUUUAUAAAAAGUGAUAGUCAUCAUCUUCAUUCUGCUUUUGCCAUUGGGAUGGCGAUGCUCUGUACAAUCACACCUGAUCCAGAAGUAAAUUGUUUGCAAGAGUCUCCCUGUUGAAUCAGAAUCUAUUAAGACCAUAAUUAUCUGGCCAUGGAUUGCCAUUUCCCUUGAAUAUACAGGGCUGUUAAAUUGUACAUUUAAAUAAGUUUUGGUCCCUUUUUUCGUUCAGGUUGACAACACAGCCAUUCAUGUUGCAGCUGACAAGGGCACUAUGGUGUGUUACAGUUGUUAUUAUCGUCAGAAGCUUUUGCUAAGAAUCCAGGGAUCAUUGGCAAGCAAAAUAAAAUACAGGUUUUAAAUUCUUCUUGGGGCAAUGGGGGUAGUGGGAUGGGGAGUGGGGCAGAUUGAAGGAGGUAUCAAUUAAAUCCAAAUAAAGUUUACUUACCCUGUUAUGUUGACUCCUCCUUAACCUUGCUCGAUCAGAAACUUUAAGGUAAUUCACUUCAAAUGGAUAAUAAUGUAUAUCCAGAAGUUUUCAAACUUGGCACAAUUAAAAGUCAUGUAUAGGACAUUGAAGAAGCGAUGAUGAUGGGGUCACUGGCUGUGGUUUUGCCCAGCUUGCCUGUUAUAUAGAGUUUUGACUGCAUGAGUUGCAUGGAGAAUGUUUAAAACUUGAAAACUGUUAAAUGCUUGUAAUUCUUUUUAUUAUUUAGCAAGAACUACAAAAAUUGAUAGUCAUGUAUAAGACAUGCAAAAAAAAAUGCAAUAAAAAGAUGGAUUCACUGCUCUGGGUUUUUGCCUGGGUUGCCUAUCAUAUUUUUGAAUGUUAUAUUCUGAUUUGCGUGCAAAAACAUUCAGAUCUUGAAAACUGUCUGUAACAGGACAGUGAAAUGGCAAUAGUUAUUAAGCCUUUAAGUCCCAAUAGUGACCUACAUCAAUUUUCUCCUAACAAUAUCCAUACAAUGUCAAGAGAUUAGGUUAUGCAAAUUAAUUAAAUGAUCACCAAAGAGAAAAUGCUUUUGAUCAAAUUCUCUCAACUUAUUCUUUAAAAGAAAUGUUUAGAGAUUGGUUUGGAGAAUUUGCUUGUGGAUACUAGGGGCUUAAAGGGUUAAUGCUUCAAAUCGGUCCAUUUUAUGCAAAGGGACUGGGUCAAAACCCUUUGCCCAAAACUUAUUUCAACUGACGAGCAAAAAAAUUGAACAGAAUAUACCAGCCUGAUAGCAAAAACCACUUGCCCCAGGCUACUGGACAUUACUUUCUUUGCAUGCUGCUACAUCCAAACCAUACCCCCCAAGAAAAAAAAUUCAUUUCUAUUCUCGGUGUAGUUUGGUGUAGUAUUUUUUUUUAAGAGAAGUGAAAAGGUUUAAGUUCUAAUUAACCUAAAGGAACUACAUUCAACAACUGGAACAGUUUUUUAAAAUAAUUAUGGGCUGGAUUGUAUAGAGAGAAGUUGUCCCUGGUAGUGGAAUUGAUGGGUCACCCAACAACUUACCCGAACUACCCUGGGCGAGCCAACUUUACAUGCAUUUCCUUACAAGACAUGGCAGUAAUUGUUACAUGAGAAACAAAAAGCAAGCUCGGUUAGUAGGGUGGCCCACCUAGCCAGGACUCACCCUUUUGUGGUGGUAGGGGGGCCCCCUAGGGGGUACUCCCUUUUAGUAAAAUCCAACUAGUGGUCUAUUAUCAAUGUUGCACUCUGAUUGGUACAGCUACUACUAGGCUAUAUGUUAUAGCCCACUAGUAGCGAUAAGUGCUGGCUUUAAAAACCAAAACAAUGGCGGCUGAAUCGCGUUUUGCUAGUUAAAGUUGCUUUGUCUUGAUAUUUUUGACCCACUAGUUGGAUUUUACUAAAACAAUUAUUCCUCUCGCCCUCAUGGCCUCUGAGUCAAUAGUCCAUUCGGCCUUCAGCCUCAUGGGCCAACUCUCCUCCAUAUAAACAAAGCCAAGGUUGUCCUUCUUUGUUUUAGGAAUUUAAUACGUGCUCGACCAGUAUCUAAACACACUUAGCAUGCAGCGGAAGCAUAUCAUGUUGUGAGCAUGCUUUUGAAUAUCUUUAGCUGUCAAAUCCUCCUGUGGUGGGUCACAUAUAAACACUUUAGCUUGCCUAGCUGGGUCAACUUUGGUCAAGGCAAGACAAUCAGAGCAUACGCAAGUGCUGUUUUGACAAUCAAAGCGUGCACUAAGUCAACUUUUCCUCAUAUAAUCGCUUGUUAGGGUUGACUCGGCUGAGACAGGUUUUUUCUUUAAAACUCGGCCUAAGCAAGCCUGAGAAAACAGCCGACAUUUGGCGACGUUAACCAUUGGUUUUCCCGCCAAAUGACGUCAGCGAAAGGAGCGCAGAAAUUCCAUUCUGAUGACGCGUCACUACCCAGAUCUGGGUAGUAAUUCUGAUUGUGCCGCCUGGGAAAUUUAAUUGAACCAAUCAGAAGCACUACCCAUUUCUAGGUAGUGCUAUUUAUUGUCGCUAUUGCCAUAAUUUUCACCAAACGUACAUGGUAUCAAGUGUAAAACUGACAGCAAACAUGGAUCUUUAAAGACAUUAUUUUACAUGCAUUUAUGUUGUAGAAUUAUGUGUAAAUAAUCCUAAGAAUAUAUCUUUCCUUUAUUGUAGGAUAAAAAUACUCCUCUUCACUUGGCUGUUGCGCGGGAGUGCCAAAAUUGUGUUGCUCUGUUGUUGUGUUAUGGUGCUGUUUCUUCACUGGAGCUACAAAACAGAGUAAGAAUCCAGCCUCAAUGUAUUGUGCAAAGGCAAUGGUGACAGCAACGAGAACCGCCAAAAAAGCAAUAGGUUUAGAUCAGCAAAAGAAUGUUUUUCACGUUCAUCACCCUUUUGUGUACAUUUUUUUAUACAAACUGCUUUAUUUCACAUUAUGUUGUGGACGUGAACACAAGGUAACCAUUUCCUAAUUCUUUUUUUAAACUUACAACACAAUCAUUUAGAAUUCAGCCCCAGAAAAGAUCACCAGCAUUUGACAAAUUGAACGACAUCGUUUAAGCGCGAUGAAAGCUCUCUAUUCUCUAUGUCACACUCUUAUAGAUCAUAGGUGUUUCACUCAGAAGUUUGAGAUCAUAAACUGCUGAGCUGGGGAUGAGGGCCACCUACCUAUUGAGGCCACGGUGGGGUACUCAAUACGUAGAAUUGGAAAUUGUAGGCUAAGAAAAAUAGUCACAAAUGCCGAGAUCUAAAACCUAUGAAUCAAAAUUAUAUCGUUUGUUACGUUACUUAAUUGGUUAGUGCUAUUUACAUGAAGGAAAUCGUCGCAAUUGUGAUAUACAAUUAAAUUCUUGGACAUUAGCCAAGAUCAGCGCCCCUUUAAGGCGAAUCCAUAGCCUCUGUCAGUAGCGUUACAGUGCUCUACCAACUGAUCUAUGAAGACCCAUAAAUUACGAGUAGGCCAAUUGUUGAGUUCAUUUUAACCCGCGAAAGGUAGAGUUAUGUUGCGCUUAGACAGAGAAAAAUAAUUUGAACAUCAUCCAUCAUCAUCUGUACUAUCACAAGAAAUAUUAGCCGUUGUCCCCAGACUGGGCUCCUGACCACCAUAAAGUGCGCAGAAAAUUUGGAUCCCUCUGAAAAUGGAAAGUUAAAAUGAAAUGAAGAUGCUGUAAAACCUAUAGAAUAUUCCAAAGAAGUAAAACAGACAAUUUUUAAAGUUCCAAUGUCUCUCUUUUUGCUGAGAUAGAAUCAAAGUUGUCUUGACUUCAUUGUGUAGAUUACCAAGUUAAACCGAGUUGUUCUUGUAGUCCUUUAAUAAACGCCGAAUUCUUCUGAUUAUUAAAUCUUGGAUGGAGUUUAUUUGAAUAAAUAUGAUACAUUAUAUAAUUUCGUUAAAAAAUGUUUUGAGUAAAAUGUGUAAAAGUGUUGACUACAAUUAUUUUUGGCCUAGGGUCAAGUUGUGAGGAUAAUGCAGCACUGUGCAUCAGUUUGCACUUGUAACCCAUGUGGUACCAGUCGUGUGAGCCUUUAACAAAAUUUUUCUAAUUACUCACUUUGCAGCAUAAUGAAACACCCAAGCAGAUAGCAAAAGGGAACAAAGUCAUCACCGAACUUCUGGAGAAUCCUUCAAAAGCCAGACAGGUCAGCAUUGUAAGACAUCAUGUCUCUUACUCUUGUUUUCAUCUGGGGUCCUAGUUGGAAAAGAAACAACAUUAACAUUUCAUUUCAGAAUGAUAUUUCCCCCAAAAAACCGUGAGACUGGGAGUUGUCAUGAGGUCGUGAGAAAAGUCAAAAGUGAGACUCGCGGCAGAUCGUGAGAGUUGGCAGGUCUGUUAUCGGGCUAGUGUAAUUUUGUCGAUUUAUAGCUGGUUGAUAGGUAGUCUAAAUUAGUCGUAUCCACCACUAAACAUUUCCUAAUCCCCAUGAUGCUACCAUUCGCAUGUUACCUCUUUGACAACAAUUUGAGUCUUGCUGAUGUCGACUCCGUGAGGGCCCAUCACGAACAACUGACCAAUCAAGAACUGUUCCAUUCAGUUGUUUAGAACCCUUCUAAUAAGUUUCCACAGUUUGUUACCAAAACCGUGCAGCAGGCUUACAUUUCAUUUAAGGAGACAGAAUUCUUUCAAUCUACACAAGUAAAAAACCUUUCAAACUAAGAGAUUAGAUUGUACGGACAAUUUUAUCAACAAGAGUCGGUUCUCUGACAAUGUUUCCUGAUUUUUUUAGAUUUUCAAUUACAUUGUGGUUAUUACUGAGGUGUCAUGGCGGGGCUCCACAGAGCCCCAUACUCACAGAAUAUGGUGAACCUCUUUUCGUUUGGUUGUCACGUGAUUGACCGACCGUACGUAUGUACGCGUCUACAGAUUGUAAGGGUGGAGUAGGGGAGACUAUCAAAAGGGAGGGACGGGUAUCUCAGGCGUGUCUUGGCAAGUCCACAUCUUGUAUAUUGGACAUUCACAAAAUGGUCAUUUGACAGCUGUCAAAACAGGAUAGCCACUGACCAGUAUCACAUGACCAUAUUGCGGGUUCAUGUUUCAACUCAUCGAGGUGACGUGAUUCAUUUGGAAGCUGUCCGCUGACCAGUUAAUUGUUUUACUAGAUCACGACAGGAGCCCAUCAUUUGAUGGGCUGCUGAACACGAUCAAUGUUCAAUCUCAUUUUCUAGCUAGUUUGAGAGCACAGGAAAACUGAUAAUGCAGACAUGUUGGACAUCAAUGUUGUGAUCAACUGACAGCUGUCAAAACAGGGUAUCCGCUGACCAGUAUCACUUGACCGUAUUUCGGGCUCAGGUGUCGACCCAUCCAGGUCAAGUAUUUUUUGAAGUUAUCCGCUGACAAGUUACUAGUUUUCAAAUGAUCGCAGGCUCAAGUUUAAUUUUUUUUUUUUUAAUUCAGAUGAAAUAUGUCGUGCAUUUCUGCCGCACAAUUAAAAUUUUGAUUUCAAACUGAUCUCGGACGCGAAAAUUCAGCCAGCUAUUACAGCCAGGGAAGAGAGUUGCUUUUGACUUUGCUCACCAUGAUCACGCGUUGGUCACACUCUUCGUCCAAUUUUUAUGCGCUGAUUGGUCAAAAUUUGAUAGGUGAGUUCAUGCGGAAAAUUUAUGCGGCAUCUUGAAUCUUGUUUACUUUGACAGCGGAAGCUGACAGAGUUUUGCGUCAACUUGUGAUGUUUUUAACUGUUUUUUCCACUGGAUGUACAAAAUGAAAUUCAGCUGUUAUCAGGAGUCUUCUGUUAUUUAUGGCUAGUUUGUUUAUUGGGUUUUUGGUUGAGAAAUACGUCACUUUUCAAAGUCGGAAACCCGAUUUCGGAUGGCAUCGUUUUCGUUUUUCACCUUGCUUGAUGCAUAAGAGGGUUGCAAAGUCUGAAGCGGUACUGGCCUACUUGAUACCUUUCAGGACUGCAUCUUGAAUGGUAAGCCUGAGUCAGUAUUGUAUUUGAUGUUUGUUUGUUAUAUCUAAUUUAAUGAAGUCGAGCGUAGUUUAUGCGGCUAUUUAGUUUAUGCACGUUUGUAAGAUUUGAGAUAAUGAUCUGACCGAGUAUCAGUUUUGAUAUAAGCUUACAGAACUUUAAAAAGCCUUUAGACAUUUUCUAACCGCAAAUAGAAAGAAAACGUUCCAAAGAAUAUUUAGUUAUAAUUCUGGCUGUAUAAGAAAGCUUUAAGCGAUUUUCUUGCCUCGAGUUCAUCUUUGAAAAGAAGCAAACGCCGGGAAGCCGGUCCAAAACAUGAACUUAAGCUUUAAGCUUGAAGACUCAGGAUUUUUAGAGACGCUUUAAUACUUGUCGUCGCGAAUGAAAAUUGUUGUCUCUGUAUAUGUUUCACCGGAAUUAUAUUUCUUUUAUUGAUUGUUAGUAGUCUCUCUUGUAAUUUUAAUCGCUGUGCCGUUUGUUUUCAGUCGUUCAGUGAACAUCGCUUGCAGGGGUACUCAAAAUGCCGCGCGUAUCAAACGCUUUUGAAGUGUACACAUCGAUAAAACCAUUAAAUGAAGAUAAGAAAUUCUUUGUUAUUCUAUGUUAAUGUUCAUUCAAACACGACCACAGCUCGCUCUGCAAAAGUGGGAACCGGCUGAUUUUGGAAAUUUGCUUCGAUCGAUCGUCCUGAAUAUUGAAUGAGUGCAGUUUGGAUCGCAAAAUUGUGAGAUACUGCAUUCUGUCCGAGGUCUGUAUGAUAAAAACAGUGCCUCAUAGUAUUGUUUCACCUCAGAUGUGAUGUUUAAAUGGUAUAAAAGGUUGGUUUACACGCACCCAGAUUUGUUGGCAAGAUUUUGUAAAGUAAACUUGUCGAACACAAAAAAUUCGGCCUGAUUUUUUUUCCAGGCCUAAUUAAUCUACGGUGAUCAAGAACCAUUAUGGCUGUUAAAUGUGAUCGAAGAUGAUUGCUAUUUUGGGGGUGUACAUAUGAGGCUAUCUUGGGCUGUUUGCAAGUUAUUUUUACUUAGCCUUUCCCUCAAAAGUCAUGAAGGUCGGUCACGCAUGUCGGUCGUUCCAUAGGUUAAGCGGCGUUUUACUUCUAAUCUUGUUGUUUAGCCGGUUUAAACAGUACUCCGUGGAAUCUGCAUCAACACGAUUCUAUUUGGGGACUAGACUGUCCGCAACUCCUUCGGUAGAAGGUGGAAGAACACUUCGCUCCGAGUUCACUCGCCCAUCUCAACGACGGCCAUGUUCUAUUCCAAAGAUACUCGAGCUUUGCAAGCAGUCUGGUGUUGCUCUUUGCCUAAUCUACUUAGCUGGCGAUAUUGAGCUUAAUCCUGAGUCCGCAGCGAGGAAUGUCCGUGGCAUAUGUAGAAAGAUUAUCAAGAAAAACCAAUCUUCUGCGGACUGCUCGGUUUGUCUAAAGUCGAUCCAUCUUACAUGCUUUGGGCCUUAGCAAAUCUUGUAGUUUGUGCACUUGUCAGAAUCAUUCUGCUAACGAAAAUGAGAACAGCCUGAUCGACAAUGGCCUAUUUCUAUCACAGAAGUUAAGUGACAUCUCAGUGAUCAAGGGUUUUAAGAUAUAUUAGGGGUCUAACCGGUAGGAUUCAUGAACUGCGUCUCAUCGUUUCCGAACUGCGCUCGAGUCUACAGUUUAUGAGUUUCUCUGAAACCUGGGCACAUAAAGAUAUCGCGGACUCUGAGCUUGGGAUUCCUGGCUACAAACUUUUUCGCCGAGACAGAGGAAAUAAAGGGGGUGGCCUUGCAGUGUACGUAAGAAAUGAUACGAAAGUUAUGCGUUGGCCCGACCUUGAAGAAUCGACUAUCGAGGGUCUUUGGGUCGAAGUUUGCCUACCGAAAUCGCGUAGCUUUCUAGUUGGCACAUUUUAUAAGCCGCCAACGUCUUCAAAUCAUGCGGUCAAAGACUUCAUGCCUAUAUUUGGCAAUUGUCUUAGGCGUGCUACGGCUAUGGAUAAAGAGGUGAUCAUCACAGGCGAUUUAAAUUGUAAUUUAUUACCAAAACGGACCACGGAGUCAGACUGUAAACAACUCUAGGCGCUACUGAGACAAGAAAACCUUACUUAGCUCAUAAAUCAGCCCACUCGUUUUACUCAAUACUCCAAAACACGUUUGGAUAUUAUUAUCACGAACUCUCCCCAUAACAUUAGAGAGUGCGGGGUUUUUUGCAUAAAGUUAAACUGGAUGAAAGCUGCCACAGAAACAAAGAUUUUCAGGAAUUAUGCAAAAUACGACCCUGCAAAGUUUUGUGAAGACCUUAGAGGUGUUAAUUGGGUUGUUAGUAUGAAUUCCUCUGGGACAGCAAAUGAGAAUGUCAUUUGUGUUGACGAACUCUGGCUCAAUUUUAAUUCCGCAUUCCUUAAGGUGGUGAUCGUCACGCCCCACUUAUCCAGAAGCGAGUACGUGGUGUAGAUAAUUGUCCGUGGAUGACUGGCCAAAUAAAGAAAGACAUUAGUCAGUGUGACUACUUUUUAAAAAAGGCGAAAAAAUCAUCCCGUGACGAAGACUGGCUUGCGUAUAAAUCUAUGCGAAAUCGUGUGACGAACUCAGUAAAGAGGGCAAAACAAACAUACAACAAGAAGUUAAUUGAUAACCAUAAAGAUGACACCAAAGCCUUCUGGAGUACAACGAAGAAGAUCAUUCCCGGGAACAAGAGCUCUGGCGGUUCCAAAAAUAUCAAUAUUGACGGUGUGCUUUGUAGUGAAGCCAGUGAUGGAAAGAAAAUUGCUAAUGGUUUCGAUAAUUUUUUCGCUUCAGCCGCUGUACGCCUUAAGCGGGCUUUCGGUAGUGUUUCUUUUAAAAAAAGAAGCGUUGAUCAAAACGUUAAUGGAUCAAUACCAAAUUUUAAAUUUGAAUUGGUAAAUGAGUCGCUGAUUGUUAAGACACUUCAAGGUCUCAAAGAAAGCAAGGCUAGUGGUCUUGACAAUAUAUAUCCGCGUAUGAUGAAAGAUGCUGCAGUGGUUAAUUGCCAAGCCGCUGACUCGAAUUGUAAAUGAAUCAUUGUCGCAGGGAACAGUGCCGAGUGAGUGGAAGUACGCAAAAAUAACCCCACUGUACAAGAAAGGAAUAUCUACCGAUAUGGAUAAUCACCGUCCAAUUUCGGUUUUACCUUUUUUAGGAUCUUUUUCUAUUAGCUUAGUUAGGACUAGUUUAAAGUAUUUUUAACAUAUUGUUAUAUUUCUUUUUUUAUCUAGGGCCUCUAAGGAUAUCAGUUUUUGUAACUGUAGGAGUUACCCUAGCUAAAUAAAAGUAUCUUCUUCUUCUUCAUGAAUGUGCUCUAAAGUUAACUGAAUUUUGGAAUGCAAGUUUAUUGUGUGAUUUAAUUAUAAAUUUAUUGAUGGGAGCCUCGAUUUUAGCCCUGGCUAAAUCUAUAUAUUAUUUUUUGCUAAGGAUAGUUUUGGAUCAAUUAAUUUGUAAAAUUGUUCAAUAUAGUGCGAUUUAUAAAACACAGUCUAUUCUUUUCUAUUCUGGUUAGCUGUAAACCAAUUACUUAUUAUAAGGACUCUUAUCUAGAGAGUAUUGCAGGUUGACAGCUUCCUGAUCAGACGUAGGUAUGAAUUCAGAGGAAUCUCGUUUGUGAGAUGUGUUUGAAGUACGGUAUAGGGACCACUGAGGUUUUAUUGAUCAGCAAGUUUGAAUGGUUAUAGUCGAGGCCUGUGUGUUGCAAGUCCCAUGGGGACACAGCAGUCAAAAAAGUGAUAACUUAUAAGAUAUAUUUAUUGUUGAAUAGAACUGAUGGGUGAGUUUUGUUUUGUACAGCGUUUAAUAAAACUGCCCACGCCAGAUGUCCAAGUGGUUGGAAAAGGUGGUUCAGUGGAAGCUGAUGGCACAGGUAUAUUUUAUACUCAUUACACUUAUUAUUAUACAUUGUACCCACUAUCUGUCUUCUCAUACGCUAAGAGCCUACAGCAAAUUUUGGAAAUCAGGUCAACCUACAGAUUAGUUAGUUAUCUGCUAACAGAUAACUGACUAAUUUGUAGGUUGCACGGGCAAUGCGUAAUUUCCAAUAACAAUAUCAAUUCAGGCUCCUUGCGACGCUGUGUUUGCCGUUAUUUUCUUCUAAACGAUGUAUAAAAGCAAUUAUUAGAUUCUGUUUUUGUGAUAUCCUGAAUAAUCAAGGUCUCAAUAAGUGUUACCAGCCUCGGCCUUCGACUCGGCUGAUAACACUUGCCUCGACCUUAAUUAUUCCGGAUAUCACAAAAAUCUCUUCCAAUAUUUGUUUAUAAUCACCGGUACAACACAUUGUACAGUCUCUUAUUUGACAUACUUAGUGCUUGGUCAGGAGUUUCUCCCCCUUAAAGACAUAAGAACAUCUGUUAAAUAUGGAGGUUUCACAUGAUACAAAUCUAGGUAAGGGAGGUGCAGUGCAGGUGAGAGCAUUCGCCUCCGACCAAUUGAAUGUGGCCAGGGUUCAAAUCAGCGUUGACACCAUAAUUAUGUAGGUUGAGUUUGUUGCUUGGUCUGUCCUUUACUCCAAGAGGUUUGACUCCGGGACUACUCCGGUUUUCCCUUCUUAAAAAUCCAAUUCGAUCUGGAAAGCAUAGACACGUUCCUUAUGUUACUAAAUCCUCGCUUGGUUAUAUGUCUUCUUUGAGCAUGAGUAAUUCAAUUGAGAUUCACUUACUUCUCGUCUACAUUAUGAUCAUUUCAUUUUGUUCACACAUUAAAAAUUAUUUUAUGAAAUAAAUGAAAUAGCUUCACACAUCAAAGGCCUGUAACUGCCCAUGUGGAACCACGUCCCUUAAUGUACCACUUGCUUGCGGCAUCAGUUUAUUUUUAGUGGCCCAUUUAUAAAGGAAAGCGAUCUUUAAAUACCAGGCAUCCCAAAAUAAGCAUGGUUCUGUCAAACAGUCCAGAGAGAAACACAAAAGAGAAAGAGUAACAAAACAAAACAAACCGAAAAAAUCUUAACUUUGUCCUACCGGCCACCACCAACGUGUUUUCCCUUCAAAAUAGUUUUGGGUUCCCCAGUGUCUCCGGAAAACCUUUUCGCAAGAAAAUGAAACCUGGUAUAUUUCCAGCAGAGAAAAAACAAACAAGGAACGGAAAGUGAUAGCAGCAGGGAGGAGUGAAAAUGAAAGGUAAAAGUCGAGGGGGCAGUGAAAAAAACCUUUAUUACCUUCUGUGCAUGGCCGUACUUUGAAGGUUGUGACUGUAAUUUCAUAUCAGGAACAAACGCUGGCGUACUAUAGCUACUUGACUUGUAAUCAGCAUUUUGGGUAGAUUUGGUUCUUCUGGCACAAAAGUAACCAGCAAACGGAUCGAGUAACUUUAACCUUGCACUGCCGGUGGGCACACGUCUUUGUCAAGUAAAUUGCAUGAAAUUUCACAUUUAGCAACAUAAAACUGAUGUAAGAUCCUGGAACCAAUAAGUUGCAUAAAUGUUGUAGUUAAUUUUUAUCUGACGUAAUUUUUAUUUUUCCUUUGUUUCAACUUUAUUAAACAUACAUUGCCAUGCCCAAAAACAAAAGAAAAACAAAAUUACCUGAGGUAAAAAAUUAGCUACAACAUAAAUCUUGGUGUUGAAUGUAAACGUUCGUGGCCAGCUUCUGACGUCAAGUCCAAUCACACUGACUCUUUAUUUAAGCACCAAACGUUAACAGUUAAAUUUGAUGUCAUGUUUUGUUGCAACAAGAUGCUGGUGCAUUUUGAACAACCACCUGAAGAUUUCCUGUCCGUGUUAUCUAACAAUUUCACUAAGGUGGUAGCUUGUAUGCAAAUUUCUCCCAUGAUUUGUCAUUUUCCCGUUUUAAAGCCAGACAUUUAGAUGUCAUAGUACAAGAUACAAGUCUUUUAAUAUGCAAGUAUUUUAACUAGGCUUCCGUCAAAAAACGCAAUUUUAACGGGAGUUCACAAACCCGUGGUUAAGUGGGGGAAAAUUAAAUCCGGGUUAGGCUUAACCGGGGAUUAAUUUAACCUUCCUUUUGAACAACCGGGCCCUACUUUAGGCCCCUGCUCCUAUUGACAUCAAAGUGUACAAAUCCAUUUUUGAUUUAACUGUUUGCUUCAUAAUUAUGUUGUAUAAUUAGCAAUUAAUAAAUGAGACAGAGUAGGAUGUGAAGAAUUAAGCAGAUCGAGGAGGGUGUUAUCCACGAUAACACCCUCCGAGAUCUGCUUUAUUCUUCAUAUCCUACGAAAGCCGAAUUCAUUAAUUGUUUUAUUAUUCAUUCAAAAUAAUUCCUAGUUUAAAAACAUAGCUAAAACAUGCUUACCUGCAUCGAUGUUAAGUUUGUCUUCGAUAGUGUACGUUUAGGUUUGUCCAGUUCCGCAAAUAUUCUCCAAAUAGCAGAUGUCGCGCUCCGUGUUGUGUUCUUGCUGUUUUUGCCAUGAUUUUAGCUAUUAUUUCGCCUAGCUCCAGCUGUAGAAACGAGUGAAGUGUCCGCCAAUUUUGCUUCACAACGAAAACAACUCAACCCCGUCUCCAGGUCUUCUCGGUUAACGGUACAUUAACCUGUAGCGGGCUGCAUUUGUGACGUCAUUUCCUCGUUAAACACAAAUUUCUUCCAAAUUUGGUCAUCAGUAACUGGUUAUGGUGAGUUAUGCUUGUGUUUUUAGCCAAUCAGAAUUGGGGAAAUAUUUUGAAUGAAUAAUAAUGCAUGUUAUGUUGUUACUAAUUUUAAAAGAGUUAUGGUAUUGUAAAGCGCCACGGACAAUUAGUGGAGUAUGGCGCCAAAUAAAUGCAUUUUCAUUUUUCAUUUAUAAUUAACGUAAGUCAUUUCAACUUGAUUAAGUCAAUAAUACUUAGACCUUAGUUAUAUUUAUGCUUCAUGUUCCUUUAGAUAGUAUUAUCGAAUCAGUUAUUGCUGUUGGUGGAGUCUCGCUUUUGGUGAACUCUGUUUGCUGGGAUAACCAAUAAUGACAAUUCCAGUUUGGGAUGAAUUUGGCCACAAGAGUGGCCGUCUUAUUUCAUUUAAGCAUAUACAGCUAGGAAAAUCCAGAUACACAAGAAGAUUAUCCCAGCAAAGGUGAGGGCACACCCGCCAUCCGGGACAUGAAAGUGGAGCAAAAGGGGAGGGAAGGGAGGGAAGAAAUGUUUUCUAACUUUCUUGUUGCAGUGAGCAGAGAGGCUUUGUGCCUCGCUUAUGUCUUAAAAACACACAUAUAAUUUCCCGGAUGGCAGGAACGCCCCCUUACUAGUAAAGACUUACUAGCAGCUGGAGAAAUGACACAUUAAUCAGUCAUAUUAAGCAUAAAACCAUUUAUUUCUUUCAGAAAUAAAUUUCAUUUCUAGCACAGUUUUGACAUCUAUUAACCAGAUAUAUAAAAAUAACAAAUUGUCUUGUAGCAAGAAGCCAUUUUAUUCUUUUGCACCAUUGCAGAACAUGUACUUAUACCACAGCCAACCGAUGCUUCACAUUCCUUAGGAUUACCCCACGGUUAGUUGCACAUUAUGUAAAAGAAUGCUUAAAUAGAUCACCAUGAAAAAAGAAAAACAAAAUUUGUCCAUACGGUUUUUAGGGUUCGGUGUCCUUAACUAGGAGAUCAACUUUGGAGGGCUGUAAUUUUGUGAAAAUGGCAGUCUUAAAACAUAUCCUUUGGUUAUUUACUAAUAGUAUUUCUCCUCCAAGGAGACUAAUUUACUUCCAGGCAUAGUCAAAACUGGACUGAAACUCGCCCGACGAUCCUCCCACCAGACAGUGCCUGCACAGCAACUCAGUAGUUAGAUAAAUGCCAUCAUGCUGACCCUUCAGUACAGAUCUUGACGUCCUACUGGAUCACAAGUCUUUUCUAACAAUCAAUUAAUCAAUAGUCAUCGAUUUCCAUCGAAAAUCAUUAUUAAUCAAAGUCACAACUUUUUUCUCUAUCGAUUUCUAUGGAUUGGUAUCGAAAAUCGAUAUCAUUAUCCAUCGAAGAUUGUUAUAGAUUUCUAAAGAUUGUUAUCGAUUGACUAUGCCUAUCCUGAGAAAACAGCCGGCAUUCCACGACGCCACCAGUGGUUUCCGCGCUAAAUCGACGUCUGAGAAACGAGCGCAGAAAUUCUAUACGGAUGACGUGUCACUACUUAGAUCUGGGUAGUGCUUCUGAUUAACUAAAACAAAUUUCCCUCAUGGCACGACCAAUCAGAAGCUCUACCCAGAUCUGGGUAGUGACGCGUCAUCAGCAUGGAAUCUCUGCGUUCGUUUCUCAGAUGUCAUUUCGCGGGGAAACCAGUGGUGGCGUCGCGAAAUGUCGGCUGUUUUCUCAGGCUAGACUACGCCUGAUUUGCUUAGAAGAUGAGCGUGUGGCUGAUGUGACUGCUUUGUUUCCAAAUAGUAAUGUACGUGACAGCAUCGCAAUUUACAAUUCAUAAUGAAUUCAAAACUGACGUUCGUGAAGGGGGAAUUGCAGCAAUUGGACCCCAAAGUGAGGUUCGUGUGGGACAAUCAUCAGCUGUGACUACUCGGUUAGUGCUUGAUUUUAUUGUAAUAGAAAGAUCUUGUCAUGUUUAUUUCAGACUAAAGGUUAACAGAAGUUUUUUGGCUUCCUUUUCGAAGUUUCUUAAUAUUUAGAAGUUUGGAAACUACUGUUGGAGGAAUGCUCGUGUCUGUCUUUAACAUGAAGUUGUCAGUCUCUGAGUGAUUUCAAAGAAUUUAAUUUGCUUAAGUGGAAUGACAAACCAGCCCGUAAAACUUUGGGUUCCGGGAUUCAGAAAGCAAGAUGGAAGCUGCCACCCAGUUUGGGAGAAAGGACAGAAUAAGGGAUAAAGAGGGAGAGGUGGAUGGACUUAGAUCGACUUAAGUCUUUUUUCUUUUCCUAUCCUACCUCUCUAAUCAGCGAUAUUCAUGUCUUUCUCGUCAAUAGAUAGUCACGGCCGUUUUGCUUGUUCUUGUUCUUCCUAUCGCAUGCCUUAACAAUUAAAGAUAAUUAUGAAAGAAACUGUGGUUCCUUAGAGCGAUUUUCGUAUGACCUUGAAAUGAAAACGCGCGAACAAAAGAGAAACAACAAACGGACGGAAAUAGAGCGAUUUGAUUGGUUUAUCGAACGGAUAUAAACGCGUGGCUUUUGGUUGGUUAAACAAAUGUACCUAUCAAUGUAAAGCCGGCAAGCGGGGGGGGGGGGGCAGGGGGGGGCAGAGCACGGGGUGGGGAUUUGAUUGUCUUUGUUGGCCCUGGGGUAGGGCAUUUGACUGAUCUUGUUCUCCCAGGGAGGGAUAUUUGAAUCGUUCUUCACCCGACGUGGAGAUAUUUGACUGCCGACUCGGACGAAAAAGACUGAGACCGAACAUAUGUUGCCCGCUUCCACGCUUCACGCAUGCGCCCUACGGUUUGAAAAGAUCAGGAAGUCAUGGAGGCCAAUGAGAACAAGCGAAGGCUGAGUGGAUUUCACUGUUUUGUCUUCAAAUUUCGUUUGUUUUAGCGUGUUUUUGAUCGAUUGAACCUCUUAAAAUACUGUGGUAUCAAAGUAAACGGAAGUAAAGAGAAACCAAGUCGAUUUUUGCAAGUACAAUUGAUUAGUGUAUGGCUCAUUCGCCACAAUCAGUGUAAACUUAUAAAACUGACUUUAUUUGUACCCCUUACUAAGAACGGUAUAUUUAAACUUACAAAAUGUGGAGUUUCUCCUAAAGGUUUAUGUAUUCUACGCAGUGUAACACGGAUUAUGGUUAAAAUGUAUAAUUGCAGCUGUAACAGGAACAUGUAUCUUUGGUGAUGCAGCAACGUUUAUAAAAGAUUGCAGAGUUUUAUUUGGAGAUACUUUUAUUGCGCCGUUCUUAGGUUCUACCUUGGGAUUGACAGCAAUGUGCAGCCUGGGGUGGGGAAAUUUGGUUGCAUUUGACUGGAAUGAUUUGCCCGUGGGCAGGGAAUUUGAUUGCAAAUAUUUAAAAAAAGUCAAAUCCCCACCCUAUGCCCUGCCUUCCCCCGCCGGCAUUACAUUGAUAGGUGCAAAACGCUCGGGUGAAAAAACUUCAUGCUCGAGAACUGUCUACAAAUCAAUCGAUACUUCGCUUUGACGUUAUACGGCGACACGAUUGCCAAUUGCACAAUGCCUUCUCCAUAUUAGGGUUUUCUUUGGCGGGAAAACGAAGAGUCCAUGUGUUGAUCUUUUCAUCCAUUGGCUGAUAAAACAAAUAACGAACACUCACCUAAAACGUGAUUGGAUAUUAACGACAUCUAAAUGGUCUUCGUUUAGGCGUCUCCUGGGGUUAGGUGGAAAUGUGGACUGGUCUGUGGAGUGGGAGUCUAUGUUAAGCUUCAGUUUUAUUCUUGGUUUUCAUUUUAUUUUAGGGGGUUUGGUAAUGUAUGAUAAUAAGUUGUUUUAAAACAAAGGAAAAUGAAUUCAAACCAAGGAAAUUGAACCACAACAUGUGCACGCAGGUUACAUCUAAACAGAGCUGAUAAGUAUUGACAGUAUUGACCGCGGUGAUAACAGAGAAAUUUCCCAAAUCUGAAGCUACGAUUGCCAUUUUCCCUGUAAUAUAUAGAUUUAGCCAGGGCUACAAGCGAAUCCUCCGUUUCUAUACUUAUGAUAAACGCAAUCCAAUUAAAGUAAUAACAUGAACUCUAAGCCAAAAAAUCUUCACAUCCCUAAGAGCCUUCGGCAUCAGACACCUUUAGAGGGAGGGGCUAAAUGAUUAAGAAAAAAAAUAUCCCGCAAACAAACCUGAAUUGAAAAAAUUGUUAAAUUGUAAGUCUCUUAAGUAUCGGUGAUUCUGUGUUUAAGGGAAGACGUAAAAGUAAAAUCAGGCCGACUUAAGGACUUUUGUCUUCCAGUAAGCCCAUUAUAUUUUCUUUUCUUUUUUUUUUUGACGAACAGUUAUGUGUAGCCUUUACAUUUAUACCACACAAUAUCUGAAAGAAAUUUUUACCGUAAGGUGUAUAAUAUUUUCUCCGAGGACAGACAUACGAAAGAAAACGAUAAUCUUUUUCGCUCUUAUAACAAUAAUCCAAUUUUUCACUUCAAAUAUAAACGUUAAUACAGCAACUUACAACCUUUUAUUAUUGAAAAAAAAAAAAAAGACAAACUCGGGCUCCAAAAGCCGGCAAGUCUCUCCGUUUUAGAAUAGAGGAGAACGCUUUCAUUUUUUAGAUAAGCUCGUAAUGAUUAAGAAAAUGAGUAGCAAUUCAAUGCGGAACAUGUGCAAAAACAACACUUCAGUUUUAAUUUGAGAAAGGGCCCGUCUGAAUGUUUCUAAAAAUGGCACGAUCUGUGAUCGUUUUUUGAGCUUAUGUUAUGAAUGAACAAUGACAGAUAAAUAACUUAAUUUCUUGAAAAUUUUUAUUCAAAAACCCAUAAGUUAAUCCUAAAAAGCAAUUCGCAUUCGCAUAAUUGCAAGUCAAGUUAAAUCGUUGCGUUCGCGCAAGUUAAAUCGGUCGAGCACGUGGUAAAAAAAUCAGUUUCAAAUGCACAUUUUUUGGUUUUUCUUUCACGCCGAUCUCAAAAUGUAGAAAACGUCCAUGAAGCCUUUAUAAAUACAAAAAUUCCUUUUUAAAAACGAACUUUUCUUUGAUCAUAGAGUACGGAAUGUACCUCAAGUGUCUUCAGAGACCUCGCUGCCUUGGUUGGUUCAAAACAAGCCAAGCGCUCCGAUCCGCCGUGUAGAAACAAGGUUGAAUUCUUCGAAAGACAAUAUCAUUGCGAAAAGCUUUCGUUUGCCCACAAAAACGAGACUGAGCAUUCCUUUGAACUUUCUUUUUGCAUUUGUCUUUCAUCGACGUACUAUCAAUCUUGAAAUGCAAAACUUUAGUCUUGAAAACCACCACAUCAUGAACGCGCGCCAGCCUUUUUGUUGAUGGAUGACAUUUAAAAGGUGUCAAAUAUGUUUCUUCCUCACCCCUAAAUGGUUGACAUGACCAUUGGACGUUCGUGGGGGAGUGGAGUAUGGGUUAUUUUACCGAUUUAGUUUGUAUUGGAAGAAUUUUUUCCCAAAUCUCUCUGGAGUUAGAAUUUUUUCCCCGACAUAUAACGGUGUAAGAUUUUGCUCAGCAUUAUACGUCAUGAGCGAUAUUUUUUCAGUGCAGGAUAUUUUUCUCCCAGGAAUUUAUUUGCAUGCUUUUUUCCUCUCGAAAUCAGUCUGCAGGACAUUUUUUCUGAAAUCACUCAUAACUUCUUCUAAAGUCAAAUGGUCGGUCCCUAAAAUCCACAAAACAUUUGGUUAGUUGACAGAUUCUGAUUUGUCAAUCAUUUCUAAAGGGUUUAAAACAAUAGGGGACAAAAUUCUCUAGGGGAGAGGGGAGGAAUUCGUUUCUACUUACCCCUACCAGGAAAGUCCGUACGGACGGACGUACGGUGACGUCAUAACCAAAUUUUCUCGGAUGGGUAGUUUACCAAAUUUUAUUACCCAUGGUGCUCCGCUGUGCGCGCUUCGCGCGCGCGGAGGCUCUGCAAUGAAGUUUGAUACUUCAUCGAUAUUCUUAUAUUUUAUUCAGAAAGCUUUUAAAUGCACUGAGAAAGUCCUAAGUAAUUGAAGACAGAUGCUGCGAAUUUGUCUGCGACAUUUUGUGCUAGCAUGAAGCAUUUAAGCUAAGAAACAUUUUUACAUUAACAUGCUACAGUCGACUCCCGAUAGCUCGAACCUUCAAGGGAAAUCGAAAAAAGGUUCAAGUUAUCGGGAGUUCGAGUUAUCUGGAGUUCGAGUUAUCGGGAGUUCGAAGAAAAUAGCCGAGAGUAAGGUAAAAAACAGUUUUUACUGUACAGUGAACAUUUUAAUCACAUUUAAUUGUAGAAAUGUCAAGUGAAAAUUAAAAGAUACUUCUAGAUUAUAAAUCAGAACGUAACGUAACAAAACAUAGCCUAAAUAGAGCAUGCGUCACUUACUGUUUUGAGAAGAAAAGCUGCUGAGCGUUUCACGUUAGCCUGUGACAAUCAACAUCAGCCUCCACUAGUAAACUAUACUCCUACAACACGUCAAUAGGAAAUCAAAAAUUCAAUGCUUCGGACGCCAGUAGACGGCUUUUUUCCCGACUCAGUUAAGGGCUCAAAACAUGGUUCGAGUUAUCGAGGGUAAAAUUAUGUAGAAAAUGACCUGAGGGGAAACGAAAAUUGGUUCGAGUUAGCGGUUCGAGUUACCGAGGGUAAAAUUACAGUGAAUGUAUGACGGCAAUCCAGGGGAAAUCGAUUUUGGUUCCAGUUAGCGCGAGGUUCGAGUUAAUUUCAUUUCAGUGGUAAACAAAACCAAAUUAAAUAAACAGAAAAUAGCCUGUGUACUGACGCCCCCUCCCCUCAAAAAACAAAAACAAAAAAAAAAGUCGGAGAAGAAUUGAGAGUCUCUCUUCCCAACUAUUUUUAAGUGGAGGGGCAUUCUGUAAACAUGCUUACAGAAAAUGCAUCAAGCGUUUGACCGCGGUGGGUUAUGGAGAGCUUCUUUAAAGUGAAAAGGCUUGAAAAACCUUGCAAGUAUUGCAAAAAACCUUAUAAGGGCUGGCGACAUAAAAGGAGAACAACGUAAUUAAGGACUGGUGCAAGGCAGUGUCGCUGUUACCUGUUGCCACUGUAUCUGACUGCUAUCACAUAUCAUUUGAUUUUUUAUAGUGUUCAGCCCCAGCUUCCCUCCACUGGUGAAAGUAGUUACAGUAUCAACAUGUCUGGUGGAAAUGCCAGUGUUGGUGACUACAGUGUAAUCAAUGUGGGAACAACAACACCAAGGUGACUUAUACUGAGUAUCAUUUGUAUUAAUACGAUCAUAAGGAACUCUUACAAAUAGUAUAAUUGCUAAAAGACCUCAUAAAUUAAAGCUACCAAAAGCGAUCAUGCGAGCCUGUGGCCAGUAUAUAGAGGCAACCGAGGCAGCCAAGGCAGCUCUUACAAUUUGGAGAGUUUUUGUGUGUCUCGCAAAAAUGUAGGGCUAAGAUAGCUAUAUGCAUUUCAUUUUUUUGCUAUUGCCUUGGUGAAGAUUUUCAUCUGGCUGUGGGUAAAAGUGGACAAGCGUGUAAAGCGAGGGAGAAGUACAAGGGAGAGGAGACGCCCCUAGCACAAAUCCCAGGGGCGUAGCUAGCUGUACGCACGGUACGCACUUGGGAACCUGAAAAAGAAAAAGUCGAGGGUAAAAAAAUGGAAAAUAAUAACUAUAAUACAAAAGUGAGUAAUAAAAAAAUCAAAAAAGAAUUACAUUAUUUAAAUCUGCUUUUUGCUUAGCGGUUGAAAAUAUUUUUCUAAAGCAACGUAGUCCUUUAUUUGUGGAUCGAAUCAAGCUUGAUGUAUGUCAGUUGAGCUUCAACUACAUAUUGAUACAUCUGUGCGCAAAGUGUAUAAUGGGACUACGGUACGCUUGAUUACAAACCACUGUUUUAACAAACAGCGUUGACUUAACGUUUACUUGGAUAAUGUUGUAGUUCUUGUUUUUCUAUUAAACAUUUAGUCAAAAAAAAGUUACACUUUUUUGGAAGGAAAACUUAAUAAGAGCCCCCCUUCUAAUAAGCGCCCCUCCUUUGAACCGAAAUUUUGAAUAACCGUUAGGGCUCCCAUUCGAGGAAGUACGGUAUUCGUUACCACUCUCACUCGCUACCACUCUCACCACUCGCCAUUGCAUAUUAUUUUCCAUUAGAUUUUACCUACGUGUACCUUUAUUUGGGUGACCAUCAAGUGGUUAAAUUUUCUUUUUCAAAUCAAUUAGUUAUAAGCUUAGGUUUAUAAAAAAUGCGGCCCAAUGGUUGUGUUUUGGGGAUGAUCAGACCUUCUUCUCUGUAGCCUCUACUUUCUUCUGUUUAAUUCUUGCUCGUGCACAAACCUGCAACUAAAGGAUCUGGAAAAAGGGAUAGUUUGCCGUGCGAGCGUUCAUGUUGUCAAACAGUUUUAACGUGGAUUUCAGCAAAAAUAGUUUCGAAAAAGUAGUGUCUAAGAAUAACUGCUAUAAAAUUCGUCCAGCUUGAUUAGUUUGAGGCUUCCAAGAGUGUAUCCCUUGUCUUCCGUGUCCUGUAUUGUAAUAAACAAUCUGUUUGAUUGUUUGUAUCUUACAGAACUCCAAGUACUGCCGAAAGUAUAGAAGCUCCAUUUGGGUUUCCGGAGAGUAAAACUGGUACAAACCCCGAGAUUGCUAGCUCAGGAAGUCCUUCAGAAAGUGAAAAUGUCUCUAAUAACCCUCUAAUGCUACCCAUGGCAGUCCCUGAAGUAGGCAAUGCAGGAUCUUCUGAGCAGACUGCACUUGCUACUGGUUCUCGCGGAGCAUUGUCCAGUACCGUUCCGGAGACUAAAAACUCAGGACCUCCCCCUGGAGAUUCAACCGAUGUUAAAGUCCCUGAAAAAUUGCCUGUUAGCGUUCCUGAAGUGGGCAGUGCAGGAUCUUCCGAGCAGAAGGAAGUUGCGAUUGGCUCUCGCCUAGCAUUGUUCAGCCCUGUUCCAGAGACAAAAAACUCAGGAAGUCCCCCUGGAAACUCAGCCGAUGUUAACGUCUCAGAAAAAUUACCUGUUAGUGUUCCUGAAGAAGGCAGUGUGCGAUCCAUCUCGGAAAAGGAAAAUGCUGUCAAGGGUCUUGGAACAUUAUCCUACCCUGUGACUGAAAGUAAUCAUCCUAGGUCUCCCACGGAAAAUUCAAGUGAAGCUGAUACCCCUGGGAGAUUGCCACAUCCGAUUCCUGAAGAAAAUAAAAAACCGGAAUUAAGCAAAACAAAGGCUACUUGCACGUCUCUAACUGAAACUACAGCAACUACCGCAGUUAGUCAGGGUACCGCCUUAUCAAGUGUUCAAGGGUCCAUAAACUGUAGCAGUUCAGAGAGAUGCACACCACUCUCUGGAAUUGGGAAAAAGUCAUUCAACCAUGGAAAAGCUUCUGGGGCCCCUAGAUCAACUAGUGAAUUACAACAGCAGCAUACAUGUAGAGAUGAACUGAAAACUGCUUCUGCUUCGUCAGCAAUGCAGGGACCUUCGGGUAAGCUUUGUUCACUUGUCUGGGUACUUUACACGAUGUGCAUAUUAAUACACCCCAGUGUCAUCUUUUCAAUGCAUUUUGUUGGCAAUACUGCAAUAUCAGAUGAGCAUUCCUUGCAUAGGGUUUGGGUUGUGUCAUCCUCGGAGACCCAGGGACGGUUAGUCGGGCCGUGAGAAAAGGCGCAACGAAAGUUUUCAAGCACAGGCGGAAAAGCCCUUGGGUACCGACUCUCACAAGACCAUUUCCAAACGGUCAAGCGAAUGCUGGCUCCUGAUUGGGCACAAAAAGUGCUUUGUAUUAUUGUGCCCAAUCGGUGAACAGUUUCUUUUGAGUUCUUUUUGUGAGUUCGUACACGACGGCUAUUAGGGAGCUUAAGCAACGACGACCCGAACGGCAACGAGAACGGCAAAAAAGCAAUAGGUUUGAUUAGCAAAACAACAACUUUGCACGUGCAUCACGCUUUUUUUGCAUAUUUCUUUGCCGUCGUUGCCCGACUACGACGUGAAAGUGCUUGAAUAGGCCAUUUUACAGUUAUGUAUGGAACCGAGGCUGGAGUUGACCUUGUUUUGAUACAAACUUUCCUGCUUUAUCAUGUAAAUCAAGUUAUUCUUAUGCUAACCAGUAUUUUUCACGUACAAUUUCCAUAACAGAGCAAAGGAGGUUUGUAUCAAAACAAGGUCACCGUCAGCCUCACAUUCACUCGAAGGCUAGGGUGCUUAGUCCACAACUGAAAAAUGGUCUAUUCACGUUUUGUCGAGGACGGGAACGCAAGACAACAACUUUCUUUUCUUUUCCUGAACUUUGAUACAGUCCUUUAGAAUUCAACUCCAAAAACAUUUGCCAACAUUUGACGAAGUAAACGAGAUGGAAUAAGCGCGAUAAAGUUUGAAGCGGUGCAAAUUCACUUUUUAAGUGACGUGUUUGUAGCCGUCGCCGUCGUUGUUGCUUAAGCUCCCUAUUAUCUCGCCACAGUUUCCCGGCUCGUUCACCAAGCUUUCCUAACCAGAAACGAAGGAACUACCGAUGAGUCGAACAACGUUCCGAAUGCUAUCAGCAGGAGCAAUUCAAUUUGCACUAAGAAAAUUCUGUUUUUGACGGAUCACAAUGUGUCGUAAAUAACAGUAAGUUUAAGAUGCAGCAGCGACGAGAAGUAAAAAUAAGCAAUAGCUUGACAAGGCAAAACAACAACUUUGCACGUGCAUCACUCUUUUUUUGUGCAUUUGGCUUUGCCGUCACUGCACGACUACCACGUGAAAAUGCCUAAUUUCACGUUUUGUGAAGGAAGUAAACAAGCAAUGACAAGAUUUUCUUUCUCUUUAUGAACUUGGAUAUGGUUGAUAGAAAUUCAGCUCCAGAAGAGUUCGCUUGCGUUUGACAAAGUACGCCAAAAAUGUGAAUUCACUUUUUAUGCGACGUUUUCGUGGCUGUCAGCUGUCGUGGCAGCUUAAAAAACUCCCUAAUAUUUACGAAGGCGUGAUUGAUGCAAGCGUGAAUACCUGUUGUAAGCUCAAGAUUGUGUUUUUGGAAAAGCGUCUUUAGUUUUCGGGUAGACAGUAUUUUGAAAUGGAGAGUUUAUAUCAAACUGAAAAUCUCCUGACAGCGUGCAUUUCUUUGGUGCAUGAGCCAGACAAGCCGUGAUCGAGUCUAUAGCCGUUGUGUACGAACUCACGAAAAGAACUCGGGAGAUGCUGUUCGCAGAUUGGGCACAAUAAUACAAAGCAUUUUUUGUGCCCAAUCAGAAGCCAGCGUUCCCUUGACCGUUUGGAAAUGGUCCGCUGAGAGUCAGUACCCUGGGUCUUUUCCGCCUGUGCUUGAAAACUUUCGUCGCUCCUUUUCUCCCGGUGCGACUGACUGCCCCUGGGUCUCCGAGGAUGGGGGUAUGUAAGCUUACCUUCCAUGUGGCAGCGGACCAUUCAUAGCCUAGCUUGUUGUAGCAGGAGUCGAAAGGGGUAGGGGAUUGGGAAGAAGGAGAAAAGGGAGGGGAUUGGGGAGAGAGGGACCCUCUUUCUCCCUUCCCCUCCCCUCCCCUUUUUGCGCCUACCCGGCACGCAGGCUAUUCUUAAGGAGGUAACCUCCCACGCAGAUGUUCUUCGGGCUUCUUCAUCCGGUGGAACUCGUGACGAAGUGGAACCUCUAUAUUACGUAGUCCUUUGUAUAGCGAACGGUUUUCUUUACCCCAGUAUCCAUAGUGGAACUGCCCACCUACCCCUCCCCUAAGCCAACAUGUUUCCCUAAGUGAGAAGUAAGUUUUAAUGUUGGUUUAGGGGAGGGGUACAAUGGAGGUGGGCAGUUCCCAGAAACCUAUUAUGAUCCGUAAUAGUAAAAUAUCUGAAAACGAAGCUUGAUGUAACAAAACCUCUCAGUGCAGCGAACAAAUUUUGCCAGUCCCUCUAUUAGCCCUUCGUUAUGUCGAGGUUUUACUGUAGCAAAAUUCCUAGAGGGAGGGAUCAAACAAACUACUUUUGAAUCGGCUUUUCUGAUUUUCCUUUGCUUCAGAUAAUAUCAAACUGCCUGAAGCAAGGACAACCAUUCCACGUACAAAUAGAGCUGAUGAACGAAGCAACAGACUAGUUGAACAGUUUGGUAGUCCACGGCCGCCAUCAGAUCAUGCUUUAGCGGCAGCAUCUAAUGCAGUUGGUGAAUUCAAGAAUCCAACCGCGUCUUCAAGGAGAAGUUCGUCAAGGGAAGCGCCACACAGGAAAGAAAAAUUUGUGAGAGGUAACUCCUUUCCCGACAGUGAUGAUCAAAUGCAGAUACCGGAAUCAAACCAAUCAAUAAGGAGUGUCGGAAACGGACAACAACACAGAGGUGGUGGCGGCUUAGGUAACUGUAGCGAGAACAGGGGUGAAGCUGCACAGAAUGGAAAUAGUUUUGUUGUACCAAUUAAUUCUGAUCCUGGGGAUGACGUAAAAGGAAAGGAAAGGUGCGAUAAGAAUUGUAACAUCAUAUGA